Molecule: messenger RNA, 3634 nt
Organism: Cottoperca gobio
Lineage: Eukaryota; Metazoa; Chordata; Actinopteri; Perciformes; Bovichtidae
Gene: htr2aa
Product: 5-hydroxytryptamine (serotonin) receptor 2A, genome duplicate a
Exons: 4
Coding region: 1-1236 (411 amino acids)
Biological process (GO): chemical synaptic transmission; serotonin receptor signaling pathway; G protein-coupled receptor signaling pathway, coupled to cyclic nucleotide second messenger
Cellular component (GO): dendrite; plasma membrane
Molecular function (GO): G protein-coupled serotonin receptor activity; neurotransmitter receptor activity
Source: RefSeq, a predicted model, not a curated record
AUGACUCACGACAUCCAUCAGCGUGUGAUUAGCUGGUCAGACGAGUCUCAGACUGAAGCUGAUGUGUUCAUGUUGGUGUUCGCUCUGACUCCUACAGGUGCCAGAUGCUAUCGCGCCCCUGUGGACCCGCACCAUCGAGGUUCUUAUGCCAGCGGCUGCGACACUAACAGUAUUUUACCCCCCCCUGCAGACUACGGCUGGCCGCUGCCCUCUGACUUUUGUCCCAUCUGGAUCUACCUGGACGUCCUGUUCUCCACGGCGUCCAUCAUGCACCUCUGCGCCAUCUCUCUGGAUCGAUACAUCGGGAUACGAAACCCGAUCCACCACAGCCGCUUCAACUCCCACACCAAGGCCCGCAUGAAGAUCAUGGCGGUUUGGACCAUCUCCGUGGGGAUCUCCAUGCCGAUCCCCGUGCUGGGACUCAGAGACCACUCCAAGGUCUUCAAAGAUGGCAGCUGCCUGCUGACGGAUAACAACUUUGUGCUGGUCGGCUCCUUCGUGGCCUUCUUCGUGCCGCUCACCAUCAUGGUCGUCACCUACUUCCUGACCAUCAAAGCCCUGCAGAACGAGGCCACGCUGUGCUUGGACCAGCUGGUCCCGCGGCCCAAAUGGAGCACGACGUUCACCUUGAGCUUUUUACCGCAAACCUCGCUGUCCUCCGAGAAGCUCUUCAGACGCUCGAUUAGUCGCGAGGCCGGCGGCAGAAGAAGCAGUGGUGGCCUGGGAGGUGCCCGCGGGAGCAUCUCCGGCUCCAUGUUCGGACGCCGCACCAUGCAGUCCAUCAGCAAUGAGCAGAAGGCGUCCAAGGUCCUCGGGGUGGUGUUUUUUCUCUUUGUGGUCAUGUGGUGCCCGUUUUUCAUCACAAACGUGUUGGUGGUGGUGUGUGAUCCGGCGGUGUGCGACGCAGGACUCAUGGGAGGCCUGCUCAAUGUUUUCGUGUGGGUCGGAUACUUGUCCUCCGCAGUCAACCCGCUGGUCUACACACUGUUUAACAAAACGUACCGAGCUGCGUUCCAGCGCUACGUUCGCUGCCAGUACCAGCCGGAGAAGAAGCCUCUGCAGCUCAUCCUGGUGAACACCAUCCCGCCGCUGGCCUUCAGCUCCAGCCAGCUGCCCCUCGGCGACAUCGGGAAGUUUCGAAAUGGAAUGGCGCACUCUGGUGGCGGCGAAAUUAAGGACUUCUCCUUGUGUCGGCCGGAAAAAAGUCACGCAGUCAAAGACGAGAGCUGCGUGUGAAUGAAACCUGCUUCAAGGUCGAUGCUGCGCAAAUCACGGAUUAAAUAAAAACCUUUAAAUGUGGUCACGUCAGACUUACAUACAGCGAAGGGUUCGAGUUUUAAAGUGCCAAAGACAAAGUGCCUCCAGUCAUGAUUUAAGAAACAAGAAUAAACUUUUACAUUUCAGUGAAUUCUAAACAUUUUCAGAGCGACUUGAGUCCUGAGAUUUAUUCAGCGUCUGAUUAACCAUAAGUUUGUGAGUUCCUUAUUAGAACAAAUACACCUUUUGAUGACACAAAAAUAAUGUCAAUCAGUGCAAGAGUCACGGAUUAUAACAUCAGUCAGAGUCUGAGCGCCUCCUCCACACUGCCAGCUGAUGGAAUCACUCUUGGAAAACAUAUCGCUUUAUUUUUCCCUUUUCUUUCUUCAACGAUCAACAAGAAGGACGAGUCGUAUACAUGAUGUGAGAUGAUGGACGAAUACAAAGUGACAGAAUUGACCCAUGUUGUAACUCCUUCAUUUGUCACGGAUGUUCAGCUGCAGUGACCUCAGCCAGCCAGGUGAUCUCCAUCUCCCAUCAACCCUUGAGGUGGAUCAGCAGGGAUCAGAUUUCCUGCGACUUUAUCUUUACGUCAGUCGGAGAGCGAGACCGGAGGAGACGAUACACUGGGACUCCAGACUCUCAGAUGAAAUAAGGAGGAUAAUUAUUAUGUCUGCAAACAGAUGCUCAUUAAAUGUUACAGAGAGACAACGUGAAUAAAUCUAUAUUUGUAUUUUGUGCAGGUAUAUGUGAAUAAAUGUAUAAGAUUGUUGAUGUUUAAAAAGUUUAGUUUUGGACGUUAUUGUCACUGACACAGUGUGAAGAUUGUAAAAUGAGAUUGGCAGAGAAGGAAGAGGAUCUAACUGCAGAUGUGUCCAUCAUGUGUUCUUCUCACCAGAUCAAACAUCUGCAUUUGUUUUCCAGAAACUUUGAGGUUUUUGUUUAAAUAUUUGUUUUAAAAAGUGGAUGUGAGAGAAUCACCUGGAGGAUGAAUGCAUGAAGGUAACUAUGGAUGCACUAAACGCAUUUUAGAUUAUUUAUGACUGAAAACAAGGCCAAAGAAAAAACACAAACUCUGAAACCAGUUCAGCAAAAACUGAAUCUGCAGAAGUAAAGGAUUGUGAACAAACAAACUUAUGUUUACAUUUACUCACAAACAAGAAAGUUGAGAACGAUCGCGGACUCAUACGCCAUUUAAAAAAUAUACUUUGUUUGUUUACAGUCUUAUUCUUCUUGACGGAAUUUGUUUAUAACAACAUGGAGGGCGAAGUGUCAGGUAUAAUAAUAUAAUAAAUUCAAAUAAUAAUUAUUGACAGGUUCAUAUAUUUAUCCUGUUUACACGUAGGAGGCACAGAGACCGAUUUAUCUUUGCUAAUAAUAUGAUGCUUUCAUGUUAAUGUGUAUUUUCAGACACAAUUUAAUUUAAAAAAACAAUAAUGUGCUGCAAGAAGCACAUAUGGACCAGUGUGUUGGACACAUUCAAUUUAAAAUACUUCAUUAGUCCCUCGCGGGGAUUCAAGACAAGCGAGCCUGCAAACAGAAACACACUCGGACGAUUCAUUUGCACACAAAAAAACAUAAAAAUACAAGAAUUAAAAACAUGGAAUAACUGCAGCAACAUCAGUCAAAAGUUGUCUGACGGCUUCUGGAAUAAAACCAAACUUCCUUGUAUUUGUUCCACAUUUGUUGGUCUUGCAGCUGCUUGUAGAUGUAAAGCAGCAAAUAAACAAAAAAGUAAAAAGCAACGAAACGUAGAUCGAACUGGAAAUGAAUGUGGACUGAAAGUUGAAUGUAAAGACAUCGUGAUAUAUUUAAUGAGUAGUUUAAUGUUCGCUGAUGUUUCCUCUCUGUCAGGUUCUGAUCAGCGUGAUGAGUUAAAUAUUCAUCUGGAACAUAUUGUAGAAGGUUUUUUAUUUUACGAGCGUAAUAAUCUUCUUAAACACGUUUGUUUAAAUGUUACACUUUAAACUGAAGCUGCAGCUCGCUCAGGGCAACAGAGAGAUGACCGCUGCACUAAACGUCGAGCAGAGACAGGAAGUUAUCAUGAGAGACAGGAAGUUAUCAUCAGAGACAGGAAGUUAUCAUCAGACACAGAAAGUUAUCAUCAGAGACAGGAAGUUAUCAUCAGACACAGAAAGUUAUCAUCAGAGACAGGAAGUUAUCAUCAGAGACAGGAAGUUAUCAUCAGAGACAGGAAGUUAUCAUCAGAGACAGGACGUUAUCAUCAGAGACAGGAAGUUAUCAUCAGAGACAGGACGUUAUCAUCAGAGACAGGAAGUUAUCAUCAGACACAGAAAGUUAUCAUCAGAGACAGGAAGUUAUCAUGAGAGACAGGAAGUUAUCAUCAGAGACAGGAAGUUAUCAUGAGAGACAGGAA